Messenger RNA from Mugil cephalus (flathead mullet), 1108 nucleotides. RefSeq names its product pleckstrin homology domain containing, family F (with FYVE domain) member 1 (gene plekhf1). Gene Ontology annotation, molecular function: phosphatidylinositol binding; metal ion binding. NCBI's taxonomy places the organism in Eukaryota, Metazoa, Chordata, Actinopteri, Mugiliformes, Mugilidae. Bases 132 to 959 code for a protein of 275 amino acids. The record is from RefSeq and is a predicted model, not a curated record. The transcript has 2 exons.
CAUCUGGGUUGUUUUUCCACAGACAAGAAACGCAGCAUUGUACACAGACAGACAGAGGAUUUCGUUGACUGCUACACUGAAAAUUGGCUCUUUUUAUUGUUGUUGAUUUGGGCGCCAGAUACAAAGUCACCAUGUUGGACCUGGACACAUUUACUCAGGAGAACAGCAAGCGGAUCCACGCUGUUGAAAGCUCUUUCAGGUCAUCAGGGAAGCCCCUAUCCCAGCCGGGACGGGUUCUCAUCGGAGAGGGCAUACUGAUGAAGCAGAGCCGUCGGGGACCACAGCCUAAAGCUUUUUUCCUCUUCAAUGAUGUUCUAGUGUAUGGCAGCAUCAUUCUGAAAGGCCGGUGGCUCAAAAACCAACAGAUCAUCCCUCUGGAGGACAUCCAGCUGGAGGACCUAGAGGACAGUGUCAGAAUGAGGAACCAGUGGUUGAUCCGUGCGCCCCGCAAAUCUUUCUACGUGGCUGCCGCCUCAUAUGAGGAGAAGCGAGCCUGGUUUGAUCGCAUAGAGGAUUGCCAGAACAAAAUGCUGCAGAGCAAAGGCGGCGGACGCAGCUCAACCUUCGCUGUCACCUGGAUCCCCAACCAGGUCUCUGCCGUCUGCAUGCGCUGUUCCAACAAGUUCACUGUGACGCAGCGUCGACACCACUGCAGAAAAUGCGGCUUCGUGGUCUGCGGUGGAUGCUCCAAGAAGCGAGCUGUGAUCGAACACAUUCAUCCAACUAAGCCUUUGAGGGUCUGCACCACGUGUCACUCCGGUCUUCAAAGGACAGAGUUAGAGAGCCACGGAAUGACCCGUCUCAGGAGGGACAGCACUGGGAGGAUGGAUUUAGACGGAGAUCAGGUGGAGGAUUGUUAUCAAGAAGGGGAGGCAGAGGACAGGAUGGAGGAUCAUAACCCCAAUAGGUGGAUGGACGCCCGUAUGGACUCCUGGUACCCCUACAUGUACCUCAGAUAAGAACAGUUCUCUCUGUCUUACCAGAUAUUUAAUUAACUGGUGUGUACAGUACAUGUAAAUAAAAUAUGUAGGUUCAAGCAUUAACUCUAACACUGCCACAUGUUUGUCUUUGAUGUGAACAAUGAAUAAUAAAGAAUUAAAAAAAAACA